Messenger RNA from Cicer arietinum (chickpea), 2393 nucleotides. RefSeq names its product U-box domain-containing protein 52-like. Gene Ontology annotation, molecular function: protein kinase activity; ATP binding. Lineage: Eukaryota; Viridiplantae; Streptophyta; Magnoliopsida; Fabales; Fabaceae. Gene Ontology annotation, biological process: protein phosphorylation. The record is from RefSeq and is a predicted model, not a curated record.
AAAAGCAAUCUUAAUUAAUUCCUCAUGCAAAGGAUUACAGCAGGAGCCACCACCACCACAGCCACGACCGUCAUUGCAAUUAACGCCGGUCGAAAUAGCCAACACGCCGUGAAAUGGGCUGUGGAUCACAUUUUGAAGAAGAAUUCAAAUUGCAUUCUCAUUCAUGUUCGUACCAAGCCCAUGCAUUCCAAUGAUUAUUUUGAUGAUGUUCCUAAACAUGGUCGUCCACCGACUCAAGAAGAAUUGCAUCAAUUCUUUCUUCCCUUCAGAGGAUUUUGUGCUAGAAAAGGGAUAGAGGCAAAGGAAUUGGUGUUACAUGACAUUGAUGUUCCCAGUGCGCUUACUGAUUACGUUGUUGAAAACUCUAUCAACAAUAUUGUUGUUGGUGCUUGCACUUCCCCUUGGAGUGCUAUUAUAAGGAGAUUUAAAGAUAUAGAUGUGGCAUCUACCUUAGCCAAAUCUUUGCCAGAAUCAUGCACAUUGUAUGUUAUAUCAAAAGGAAAAGUACAAAAUAUUCGACCAACAGGGAAUCCUAUUCCUCAUCAUCAAAAGAAUAAUCAACCUCAAAAUGAUGAAGCCACACCAACAAGAUCUAUAAGAGACAUAUUUACACUCUUGCAGAAUGCUCAAUUGAUUAAUCGAAAUAAGUUUCUUGCUGAUUCCCUUGAUUAUGAAGAUGUAAACAGGAAACCAUUGAAAGAUGCCAUUGAUAGAGACAACAGUAUCAAAGUUUGGGAAUCAUUACAUGAUAUGAAAGAAGGUAUACUAAUGACACCACAUAAUAAUAAACCCAAUAUUGAUGAUUUAACUUCACCAAGAGGUCCAAGAUUAUCGGCAGGAAGCUCAUCAUCACUAACUUCAUCAAAUAGAAGUUCUCCUUCCAAUAGUACUGACAGUUAUGCAGGGAGACAUGGAAAUCAUGAAGGAAUAAACUCAGACAGUUCUAAGGGCUUAUUUUCUUCAAAGCCACCAUUACAGAUAGGCAUCGAGGCAGAAAUCAAAAAAUUAAAACUAGAACUGAAGAAAACAUCAGAGCAAUAUGGUAUGGCUUGCAGAGAAGUUGUUUUAGCAAAACUGAAGGCAACGGAGCUCGAAAACUUUAGACGAGAAAAAGUACACAAUGUAGAAAAAGCAAGGCAAGCUGAAGAGGCUGCAUUAGCUUUGGCAGAAGAAGAAAGACAGAGAGCGAAGGCGGCUUUGGAGUCAGCAGAAAUGUCAAAACGCCUUGCAGAAAUGGAAACUCAAAAGAGAAAGCUAGCCGAGUUAAAAGCGAAACACGAGGAAGAAGAGAGGAGAAGGACAUUACAAAAAGUUGUGUAUAAUAGCAUUCCAUAUAGAAGAUACGAUAUUAAAGAAAUUGAGGUUGCAACUAAUGGUUUUGACAAUGCACUUAAAAUUGGUGAAGGAGGGUAUGGACCUGUUUUUAAAGGAGUGCUUGAUCACACUGUUGUUGCCAUAAAGGUUCUUAGACCAGAUUUAGCACAUGGAGAAAGGCAAUUUCAACAAGAGGUUCUUGUUUUGAGCGCCAUAAGACAUCCCAACAUGGUACUCCUUCUAGGUGCAUGUCCAGAGUUUGGUUGCCUUGUGUAUGAACACAUGGAAAACGGUAGUUUAGAAGAUCGUUUAUUCCACAAAGACGGCACUCCACCGAUUCCAUGGAACAACCGUUUCAAAAUUGCAUUAGAAAUUGCCACUGGCCUUCUUUUCCUUCAUCAAAGAAAGCCUGAGCCACUAGUCCACCGCGAUCUUAAACCAGCAAACAUUCUCUUAGACAGAAACUAUGUCAGCAAGAUCAGCGAUGUUGGUUUGGCGCGACUUGUUCCGCCUUCGAUAGAGAACAAAACAACUCAAUAUCGAUUGACAGGUGCAGCUGGAACAUUUUGUUACAUUGAUCCAGAAUAUCAACAAACUGGAAUGUUGGGUGUGAAAUCGGAUAUAUAUUCAUUAGGUAUGGUUUUGCUACAGAUUAUUACUGCAAAGCCUCCAAUGGGUUUGUCACAUUUGGUUGAAGAGGCUAUACAAAAAGGGAACUUCAGUGAUGUGCUUGAUCCAAGUGUUCCUGAUUGGCCUAUUGAAGAGGCUUUGUCAUUUGCAAAGUUGGCAUUAAAGUGUUGUGAGUUGAGAAAACGGGAUAGACCUGAUCUUGGUACUGUUAUUUUGCCUGAGCUUAAUAGAAUAUCACAGAUUUGGGAAUGUGAUGAGGAUUGAGUAGCCAUUCACAUUUAUUUGUUGAUUACAAACUUUCAUUUCUGAAUUUUUGAAAGGACUGCAUGUCCAUGUAGUUGUUGGUGCAAUGACUCAAAUUUAUUAAACUUUGUUUCUAUAUUUUUUUUUUAUCAUAAAAAAGAUGUACAUAUUUUAUGUUGUUAUUGAGGUUGUAUCUUGCACUCAUA